CCGGAUCGGAUCGAGGUUCCUCCGGUCGCCGUCGCCGGCCUGCUACCACCGGCCGUGCUCUCAGCUCAGGCUGCCCCGCCCGAGCUGGCACCGAGAAGGGAACCUGCUUUGGGUAUCUUAAAACAGAUCUGAGUGGGACAGCUAUGUGGUUCAAUGGAUAGAACCACAGACCUACAGAUGGGAGAUCCUGGGUUCAAAUUUGACCUCAGAUACUUCCCCAGCUGUGUGACCCUGGGCAAAUCAUUUAACUUCCAUUGCCUAACCCUUACUGCUCCUCUGCUUUGGAACUAUUGCAUAGUAUUGAUUCUAAGACAGAAGAUCUCUGCUGACUUUCAGUCUGAUGCCCAUCCAACCCUAUGACCACUUGGAAUGGAAUGAUUCUAUGCACUCCCUUCGGAUAAGUGUGGGUGGACUUCCUGUCCUUGCGUCCAUGACCAAAGCUGCUGACCCCCGCUUCCGACUCCGCUGGAAGGCAAUCGUAGUAUCUUCCCUGUGCUUUGGCUUUGUGCUAUUGCUGUUGUGCUUCCACCGUUCAUCCACAGGAAGGCCAGUCCAGACCAACGUCCACAACCGAAGACUUAGUCAGUUUGCAGGUGACCGGUACAAUGAUACUUACCCUCUCUCACCACCCCAGAAAACUCUCAAUGGAGUUCGAUACCGAAUUGCAGUUAUCGCUGAUUUGGACACUGAAUCCAGGGCCAAAAAGGAAAAUACCUGGUUCAGUUACCUGAAAAAGGGAUACUUGACCCUAUCAGAGAGUGGAGACAAAGUGACUGUGGAAUGGGAUAAAGAAGAUAGUAUCCUGGAAUCCCACCUGGCUGAAAAAGGGAGGGGCAUGGAACUCUCAGAGCUAAUUGUUUUCAAUGGGAAGCUCUAUUCAGUGGAUGACCGAACUGGAGUGGUCUACCAGAUUGAAGGCACUAAGACAGUGCCUUGGGUGAUCCUGUCAGAUGGAGAUGGUACAGUGGGAAAAGGUUUUAAAGCAGAAUGGCUGGCUGUGAAAGAUGAGCAUCUGUAUGUUGGAGGCCUGGGCAAGGAAUGGACCACCACUACUGGUGAAGUGAUGAAUGAAAACCCUGAGUGGGUGAAGGUGAUUGGCUACAAAGGCAAUGUAUAUCAUGAAAACUGGGUAUCUAACUACAAUGCUUUGAGAGAUGCAGCUGGGAUUCACCCCCCAGGCUACCUAAUUCAUGAGUCUGCUUGUUGGAGUGACACCUUGCAGCGAUGGUUUUUCUUGCCCCGUCGGGCCAGCCAUGAACGUUACAAUGAAAAGGAAGAUGAACACAAGGGUACCAACCUUCUCCUCCGCUCUGCUCAAGAUUUUGGAGACAUCUCUGUGAACCAUAUUGGGGAAAUAACCCCAACACAUGGCUUCUCUUCCUUUAAAUUCAUUCCUAACACAGAUGACCAAAUCAUUGUGGCCCUGAAAUCAGAAGAGGAUAAUGGCAAAAUUGCUACCUAUAUCAUGGCCUUCACUCUAGAUGGACACUUCCUCCUCCAAGAGACCAGGAUUGGGAGUGUAAAAUAUGAAGGAAUAGAAUUUAUUUGAAACAGGAGAAAAAAGACUUUUUUAUGGAGUAUAGCCAAGUGGCUAGAAUGUGUAAGCUAUGUCAUUACUUUGGUUUUAUACAAAUGAGAGGACUUCAGACUUUAUUUUUAUGAUUUUUUUUAAGAUUCUUUUUUGCUGCAAUGAGAGAUGUGUGUCCUGAUUGGGUAGUUGCCAGAGAAAAAAGAACCGAUUCAGAGUAGAACAAGUAAAGGAUUUCUUUGUAGUUGCUGAAACAGACCCAUUUUCAGUAACUGACUAAUGGCUUCUGUUAGUGGUGGUUGUGCCAUAAUAUGUUUCCACAUUGGCACCUGGUAGUGAAAAGCAGUCAUUAUCUUAAAUUCUGUUCAUGCUAUACGGUUCACUUCCUGCUGCAGAUGUGUGGACAGUUCCAACAUCUAAUUCCCCCCACUUUCAUUCUUGAGAAAAAUAUUCCAGAGCCAGUAGAGAUUGGGGGGUGGGGGUGGGGAGAUGACUUUGAUUAAGGAAUAUGAGUCUAUGAACACCAAUAUUAAGGUACCAGGACCUAGCAAGUGCCCUGAAAAAGAAAGCCAACUCUUUCUUUUUUCCAAGUUUUACAUAAGGUAAUCUCUAUCUCCGUGGCAGCUGACCUCAUUUUACUUAUUUGGGGCAAACUACAUUAUAGCAUCAUGGCACUUUUAAGUCUAACUUAUUUUAAGAAAAGAUAAUGCCCUUUAUUAUAAAAUUGAGUCACCAAAUUCAGUCAUACAACAGGAAGUCCUAUACUUAAGUCAUUCACCUAUCAGACAGUAAGUGGCCAUUGGGACAAUCUGUUCUGGGUCAAGACUAAAAAAAAAAUGCAUAUAAUGAAAGAAUAAUUGUAAUUAGAUAGUGUUAUAGUUAGUAAAACAACUUUUUAAAUGAUCCUGAGCCCUGGACCAAUAGGAAAUUAACAGAAAAAGAAAUUUUGAACUUCUUCAGGAACAAAUUGGAAACGUUCAUGUCUUAAAAGCUUUCACAGAGGCCUUGAAUUUUCACUUUCUUGCCUUUUUAAGUGGAAUGUUGGUUUCUGGAAUAAAUAAAUUUAUGUUCCCUGGAAUUUUUAUUCCCCGAAACUUAGUGUCUGCAAUUGAGACCCAGACUCUAAAUUUCCCUGGAAUAAUUUUAGUGGGGCAUCCAUCAUCUUACACCCUUCUGUCAUCUCACCUUGAUCCUCAGGCUGCCUCUGUUUUCUGAUGUCUUCUCUAAACACUCCUUGGUAUAGACAAGGUAGAGUUUGAGAGAAAGAAUGACAGGGAACAGAACUAAGAAGGGAAGUUUCUCUCAGUGUGCAUUGUUCCUCCCUAUAAGAGCUACCUCAUUUUCUUAUGAUUAUUUUUUCUUGUAAGAAAAACUGUCCAGUUGACAUGUAUUAAGGAUGGGUGAGUGAAAUGAGAGAAUCUUUCUUCCUGGUUUAAUCAAUGAAAACUUUUUCUCAACUUAAAACUUUGAUACAUUUUCUCUGCAGGAAUCCAAUUAUGACCUUUCUUGUUCUGAAGGUCUGUUUCUUUAUGCUGUAAACAAAGGGGAAAAGUAAAUUUAAAUUAUUGUUUACCUGCAACUUCUAGGCAUUUCCAACUGGUAUACAGAUAUGCCCCAGUGGAGCCAAGCUAGGCCAUCUGUGUCAUCUCCUCUCUACUUUCUUCUCUAUGGUGAAUGUCAAUUGUGUAAUCACACAAAAAACAAAGAGACUUGGGAAGGACAUGGAAAGUUUGAGAGAAUUGUUAGUUUUAGUUUGGAAUAUUUUCUGCCAGGUUUAAAGUCAGAUGUAAGAAGGGCCUUCCAGGUGUUUAGAGAGCAGUAAGAGUAACCCCCAGCUUUGGCAUUACUGGAUUCACAGUUUCUACAUGGUCAGUGAUUUUCCAAUAUCUUUAAAUUAUUCUGCCUUUUUUUCCCCCUUCCCUCUCUCUUUACUGCUGUAAACAUGAUUGUGUUCCUUGCCUGCUGGAUCCAUUUGUUAUAAUAAAGUUUCAGAGGGGAAUGUGAAUUCUGUUUCAUUUCUUGCUCUGUGUGAUAAUUGUUUGAGAGUUUGAUUCCCCUGGGGAACUGACCGUAGAAUGAUACACUACUGCUUGUCCUUUUGAGUGUCUUAGCUUAGGACUUUUUCUUCUUAAAGCAUCUUCCAGUUUCUGAAGGAGCAAGCUAGGGAUAUAAUAUCUGAAUUGUCUUAGCCAUAAAUAGCAUCCACUGCAAACAGUGGUGAGAAUUGAGCCUACAGUAAGAAGUGGUUUCCAAAUUUUAUGUAGAAAUUUUUUCCAAAAAAAUAUUGCCCCCCCAACACUCCAAAUAAGUUUGUUGGCAUGUAUUUUAGUCAAAUUAAGAAUUUACUAUAAUUUUAUAACACUUUAUAUAAUAUGAUACUAUAAUAUACAUAGAUAUUUAUUGAUAAAUAAUUUAUAUGUGAAAAUAAUAAUGACUAAUAUUAAUGAGAUGACUGGGCUUGUUUUUAUCAUAGUUUCUCAAUAUUGAUUUCAUUGAUGACAUUGCUACUUUAGCAAAGAACCCCUUUUUGUGCAAGAAGUUACAAAUAGUACUAAAAUUUGUAUCACUUUGAUUAAUCAGUUCUUUAUUCAUUUGUGGUCAAAUCAUAAGAUUGUUAUAAUCAAAAAUGUACAUCAGGGUGCUAUAACAAAAAAAGUAUUAACUGUUCUUGUUCAGAUGAGAUAACUAUCAUAUUUGUCCUUGGCAAAUAGGUUCCUUAUGCAUUCAUAAUCAGUAAUAUUUAGGUCUUUAAUAAAAUGAGAAUUGCUUUUGUAGAUCAGACAA
Monodelphis domestica (gray short-tailed opossum) is the source of this 4312-nucleotide messenger RNA. RefSeq names its product calcium activated nucleotidase 1 (gene CANT1). Gene Ontology annotation, biological process: proteoglycan biosynthetic process. The record is from RefSeq and is a predicted model, not a curated record. NCBI's taxonomy places the organism in Eukaryota, Metazoa, Chordata, Mammalia, Didelphimorphia, Didelphidae. Gene Ontology annotation, molecular function: GDP phosphatase activity; UDP phosphatase activity; calcium ion binding.